AAAUUCUCUAAUGUGUACAAUAGAAACACGUGCGAAUCGCAACGCAUGUAAACUGUUUCUUGUUACGAUGGUGUUCCAUUAUACGUAUUAUGUUAUAUUCAUAUCGCGAUAGUGCUCCAUUAUGCGUAUUAUGUUAUAUUCAUAUUACGAUAGUGCUCUCUUAUUAACAGUCGCUUUAAAGUGAUCCGUACUAGAAAUCACAUUCUUGAUCACGAUGCAGGUCUCCUGCCCAAACAAUGUGAAAAUCUAUAACCUGAGCGCUGGGAAGUCUCUUCCGGAGUGGUUGACCGAACGGAAAAGGCGACAACUGUUAAAGAAAAAUGUCGAUAUACGACGACGCAUCGAGCUUAUCCAGGAUUUCGAUAUGCCCGGAGUCAGUACAUGCAUCAACGUAACGAAAGAUGGACAAUACAUUUUGGCAACAGGAAUAUAUAAGCCACGCGUGAAAUGCUUCGACGUACAAAAUUUAUCUUUAAAAUUCGAGAGAUGUUUCGAUUCGGAGGUUGUAGCUUUCGAUAUACUUUCAGACGAUUAUAGUAAGAUGGUGUUUCUGCAAUGCGACCGAACUAUAGAGUUCCAUGUCGCUCACGGCAAGUAUUAUAAGCUGAGGAUACCAAGGUUUGGAAGAGACAUGAAAUACCAUUAUCCUCUGUGCGAUCUUUUCGUCGUUGGAGACAGUUCGGACAUUUAUCGAAUAAAUCUGGAGAGAGGACAAUUUCUACAGUCCUUCUCUACAAGUGCGCCGUCCAUAAAUAAAUGUGAAAUAAAUCCGGUACAUCAACUUGUUCUUGUCGGAACUCAAGAGGGAUUGAUCGAGGCAUGGGAUCCAAGAACAAAAAGCAAAGUAGCCACCUUGGAUUGUGCUCUGUACUGUCUCGAGCAAGACAAUAGACUGCAGACUGUAUCUGCAAUUACCAGCUUGAAGUUUCAAGGUGGAUUAACUUUAGGUGUAGGUACUUCCUCUGGGCAGGUAUUAUUAUAUGAUAUUCGCUCGAAUAGGCCGUUUUUAACCAAGGAUCACAUGUAUGGCUUACCGAUCAAGAACAUAGAAUUUCAUCAGACAAUGGAUCUGGUUUAUUCUAUGGACAAUUCGAUUGUGAAAAUAUGGGAAAAAAAUAGCGGUAAAUUAUACACAUCGAUCGAGGGGAAACACGAUUUCAACGAUAUGUGCGUGGUGCCGAAAACUGGGAUGCUUUUGCUUGCUAACGAAGAUCCAAAAAUGCAGACGUAUUAUAUCCCAUCGCUUGGACCAGCUCCUUACUGGUGUAGCUUCUUGGACAAUCUGACAGAGGAGAUGGAAGAAUUGAAUUACGAGACUAUCUAUGACGACUACAAAUUUGUUACCGAGAAAGAAUUGGACGAGCUGGGAUUGUUGCACUUGAAGGGUACCAAUUUGCUCCGGGCCUAUAUGCACGGCUACUUUAUCGAUAUUCGACUGUACAAGAAAGCCAGAGACGUAAUGAAACCUUUCGAGUUCGAGGAAUACAAGAAGCGAAGAAUUCAACAAAAAAUACAGGAAACUUGUGGCAGCAGAGUACAGAUUCAAAAGAUGCCGAGCGUGAACAAAGAUCUUGCUCUGAAGCUAAUGGACGACGAGGCGAAUGCAAAGAAGAAGAAGAACAACGCGUCCAACAUUUUGAAGGACGAUCGUUUUAAAGCAUUGUUCAGCAAUCCCGACUUCCAAGUGGAUACAAAUUCGGAAGAGUAUACACUAUUGAAUCCUGUUAUCUCUCGCCUUGACAAGACCAAAGCGAAGAAACUGAAGGCUCAAUUGGCCGAGGAAGAAUCGAGGAACAGGCAAAUGGAACUCGAAACGGAGAAUGAUCUACAACAGAGUUCAGACGAAAGUUUCAUUCACGACGAUAGUAGUUCGGAGGACGAGAGACAAUGGGUGAAAGAGGUUAAAAAGAAUUAUCGAUUGAUACGGAGAAAGGAAGAAAGCGAGGAAAACGCCAGGAACGAUGAUGAAACUACCGAGGAUCGUUCUCGACUUUAUGAAAUUAAAGAUCAUGUACAGUUUAAAGACGCCAAGCCGAUCGCAAACAAGCGAAACAAGGCCACUCUGGGAGACCGACUGAGGGGUCAAGAAUUCCGUGAUGUUAAAUUUUCUGGUUCUCGUGGUAACAGAGAAAUGACUUUCCGUGUAGAAAAGGGUUCGAACAAUGAGUCAAAAAAUGGGAAGGAUCCACCUCAACAGAAUCACGAGGAGAUUACUCAGGAAUCUACACCAUCUGGAUUAUCAGACUUGCAAAUACAAAGCACAGAAGUGGGAGAAAUCACCGAGAUGCCAGAUUUCGAGAUGCUGAGUACAUCCGCGGUACUUCAUUAUUGCAAACACAAGAUACUGAGACCGUAUCUGAGAUUAUUGGGAGUGAUGGGCUUGAGGCCAAUAAGUACCGACGACUCGGAUCGUUGCUCGCGUUAUUGUAUUCUUGUAAAUCUUCACACUUUCCAAGUCACGAUAUUCAUGUGCAUUGGAUAUAUUUUACAAUACAUGGCCUGCUUCAGAAGAGACCGUGGAUUUUGUUACAAGACCGCGCUGCUAGAACUCGAGAUACCAUCGGACACAGAUGCGGAACAAGUAGAAGAAAUUCAUUGCUUCGGCAACAUUACGUUCAGCUAUUUCGUUCCCAGUGUACUACAUUUGUUAGCUUACUUGUACACCGUGUAUCUGUUUCGUAUCCGAGAAAACGAACAGCUUCAAAAUUUGAUGGAGAGAGCGUUCCUUCUCUCCUCGAAUCCUGUAAAUCGUGGAAACCAAAGGAGACUCGUUCGAAUAUUAUGGUUGUUUAUAGCGCUAAGCGUCGUUUGGAUAAUUACCGCAUUGAUCACGGUAAACAUUUUAAUGGCGCAGGGCAACAUUGUGUUUCAGUGGUUGGACCACAGCCCGCAUCAAGUGAACAUAACACUGAAAAUAUUUUUAAUCGUGUGCACGCUGUGGCACGAUAUGGUCCAGGGAACAAUUAUAACUAGCUAUUGUUUACAAGGACAACUUCUGAUCGCGCAUCUGUACUUUCUUCGUGGCAAGCUGCUUCAUCAUACUUUACCCGCCAUCGAUUGGAUGCGGGAAAUUUGCGAGUUCAAGAAACUGUUGAAAUAUUUCAACGACGAAUUGGGCCCAGCCGUGUGCAUUUACACAGUUGUAAAUUUAUCGUGGGCCGCGGCAGGAAUAAUAUGGUUGCUUCGAUACGAUAACAGCAACCCGCAACAUAAUCCUGUCACUUGGAUUAGUAUACUCAAUGUUCUCCUUUGGAUUUUAAUAUCGCUGGCUCCGUUUAUUCAGGCAGCGCGUUUGACUACUGCCUGUUCAAUCAUUCAAAAUAUUGGACACGAAGUGCGAAUUCGACCCUUCGUUUAUCAGUGCACACCGGGCGAAGAUUUAGAUACUCUGCUUCUGUACACAUCGUCGCUGAAAAUGUGUGCCAGACUCUUUAGAGUGCCGAUCACGGGUCGAUAUCUUUGCCUAUUAUUAACUAUAAACAGCAUCUUAAUCCUCACAUUAGGCCUAUGUCAAUUUCUUUAAUCUCAGUAUUGUUCUCUCACAUUCUCUCUUCCUCUAUUAAAUAUUUUAAGUAUUGCGAAUGUGUAUGUUGUUAGAAGCAAGCUUUUACAAUGUAUUGUAUGUAUUUUAAGCAAGUGUAUCGAACUGCGAAGUUGCGUUAUUAUAAAAUGAAACAAAAAUUGUCGAAAGAAUAUUCAUACUAGAAUAUUUUAAGAUUACAUAUAUUUGAGAUAGAAAAUAUGUGGAAAGUGUAAGAACAAGUCUCUUUGAAGAGACUUUUAAUAAAAUUUAUGAAUUUGAAUAUA
Megalopta genalis is the source of this 3807-nucleotide messenger RNA. NCBI's taxonomy places the organism in Eukaryota, Metazoa, Arthropoda, Insecta, Hymenoptera, Halictidae. The record is from RefSeq and is a predicted model, not a curated record.